GUUCAGUCUAACAUUCCAGUCUCAUCUCAACUCUUCACUACUUCAGAAGGACCUCCGUAUGCAUACAGGAAUACCCCACGGAUUUUAAACUUUUUAUUUCAAAUUGAGCUUCAGUUUUUUACAAUGAGACGACAAUUUUCUUCAAUUCAAUUAAAUCUAACUAGGCUCAUCUAAAGUUUCUUGGAAUAAUGAGGAGCAAUUUUUUCGCGUGGAUUUAAGUUUUUUUUUUUUUGUUAUAUACUCAAGUUGUUCCAUAAAAAAAAACAUGGAGCUUUCCUUGAGAGUUAAUCUAUUAACAGCCUUUGUUUCAUGUAUCAAGGUUUGUGCUGAAGCGGUGCAUCCUCUCAAGCAUCCAGGCUUGCAAGUGUUGUCCACAGCCUCACAUUAUUGGCCUCUGGAUGCUGUGGAUGGGAUCCACGGGCUGUGGGACCAGAUUGGAAACAGACCAGGUUAUGUUAACGGAAGUAAUAUAACUCUCAGAAUCCACAACCAUACUGUGCUCCCUUCCUCCCAUAACACUUCCUAUGUGUAUACCAAUGACUCUGCCUACACUAACAUUUCUGCAACAGUAGAUAUUGUUGAGGGAAUGGUCAACAAGGGUAUUUUCCUGAAUGGAGAUAACGGCGGUACUUUCCUCCACUUUGGAAGCUACCAGAACUCUUGCAUUAGUGACCCCACUCUGUGUGGCCCCAAUGGAAUUACUUUUUCGUUUUUUUGGAAAAAUCAUGAAGCAGAAUCUCGUUUUGCUGUAGCAUCUGGAGGGAAAGUCAUCUCUAAUGGCUUCUCUGUCUACACAAACCCCCUUGGAGGAUACGUGGAGUUCUACACUCGAGGCAACAACCACAGAUGGAAAGCCAAUAUUAGAGUUCCAGGACCUUACUGGACUCAUAUUCUCUUCACAUGGAAAAAAACGGCAGGUCUGAAGGUUUAUAUCAACGGCACUUUUACUGCUGGUGAUGAAAGUGGUGGCGUUUCCGAAAACUACGGUGACCCCUAUUCUGAUCUUGUCAUUGGAACUGGUAAUGACAGGGCCUAUGGUCACUAUGUAACAGGAGCCUUUGAUGAGUUUGUCAUAUGGGAAAGAGCUCUUUUGCCCAGUGAGAUCUUUCUCUACUACAGUGCUGCUAUGGGUCAUGCUAUAGAGUUUGCCACGACACCAAGUGUUAUCAAAGAACUGCCUUUUGCGACAACAACAGUGAGAACCACUGAAGUGAGUCCUCCUGUUGACAGCAGUGUCCACGAUGAGGUCCAAAGACCCCAGGAUUCAGAGUCAAUGCCAGUUUUGGGUUUUCUCAAAGCUCUGCCCAAUAGGACCAUUCCUCACUACACAGCCAACAACCUCACGCAGGCGUUCCUCAAAAAUGUGGAAGAAGUCCUGUCCUCUCCUGGGUUACCAGAGCAGUCCGGUCCUGUGGUCAGUGGUUUGAUCGAAACAGUGGACCGAGUAAUGGGCCGCAUGGUGGCUAACUUGGAGCCCAGCCCAAACUCUCUCAUCUCUCUGGGAGGGACAUCGUUUGUUGCAGAUUAUCUUUUGAUGAAAUUGCCACAGAACUACAACUUGCAACAUUACCGCUUCCCAACACAGGGAAAGAACUACAUCUCCGUACCCGUGGAGGCUUUCACCAUGCAAUCUCAAACCACCAUUGUUGGCCUCUUCUACCACAACAUGCACAGCUACUACAAAGAAAUCAGGCCUGUUGAGACCAGGAUUAACGAAGCUGCUGAGUUCAAGGAUCAUAAAAUCCAGUUUGCAAGCUGCUUGAUCUCUCUGAAUGUGGAGCCUUCACCAGCCCUGUCGGUCAACCUCUCCGGAGCACCUCUCAUCAAGAUUGUUCUGACCCAUGUUUUGAGUGAUGAACAGCAGGAGCAAGUGAUGAAUCAGAGCAAUAAAGUCUUCAUCUACUGCGCAUUCCUGGACUAUAGUUCCAAGGAGGGCGUAUGGUCCAAUCAAGGUUGUGUGCGCUCAGGUGGAAACAUGACCUACUCUGUGUGUUUGUGCAACCACCUCACUAACUUUGCCAUCCUAAUGCAAGUGGUUCCUUUAAAGCUCACCACUGGCCACCGGGUGGCACUGUCAACCAUUGGCUAUGUCGGCUGCUCCAUUUCCAUCUUCUGUUUGGCCAUCACUCUUGUUACCUUUGCAGUUCUGUCGUCUGUUAGUACCAUCCGAAACCAGCGUUACCACAUCCAUGCCAACCUCUCUUUUGCCAUCUUGGUGGCUGAGAUCUUGCUGCUCAUCAGUGCCAGCUUUGACCCGGGCACGCUGCCUUGUAAGAUUAUGGCUGUUCUGCUUCACUUCUUCUUUCUGAGCGCAUUCGCUUGGAUGCUUGUGGAGGGCCUCCACCUCUACAGCAUGGUUGUCAAGGUGUUUGGUUCAGAGGGCAGUAAACAUGUCUACUACUAUGGCAUUGGUUGGGGCUCUCCCCUGGUGAUCUGUGUGGUGUCCAUGACAUCAGCUUUGGACAGUUAUGGUGCAGUUGACAACUGCUGGCUGUCCCUGAAGAAUGGAGCCAUCUGGGCAUUUGUGGCACCAGCACUGUGUGUCAUUGUGGUAAACAUUGGCAUUUUGAUAUCCGUGACCAGAAUAAUAUCUCGCAUCAGUGGAGAGAAUUACAAAGUUCAUGGGGAUGCAAAUGCAGUCAAGCUCACUGCAAAGGCCGUGGCAGUCCUCCUCCCCAUACUUGGCAUUUCCUGGAUCUUUGGCGUUUUAGCCGUCAACACACACUCCCUGCCGUUCCUUUACAUCUUUGCCGUUUUUAACUCCUUGCAGGGUUUUUUUGUCUUCCUUUUCCAUUGCCUUCUUAACUCAGAGGUCAGAGCUGCUUUCAAACACAAGACAAAAGUGUGGACCCUCACCAGCAGCUCCAUGCGAAACAUCAACGUGAAGCCCUUCAACUCUGACAUUAUGAAUGGAAACAAGGAGGGUGUAUCCCCCACUAAGAUGAACACGUGGGACAAAAGCACCAACUCCGCCAAUCGUAUUGACCUCUCAGCAGUGUAGACGCACGUGUAGAAUUUGGCCAGACAUUAGCCAGAUAAUUUCCACACUUUUUAUCAUGGUAAUUCUGGAAUAAAGGGAUGUCAAAUGAGGUGACACAUGGCUCCAUCUUUAAAGACAAACAGACUCCAACUGUGCCUUAUAUAUAUAGCAGGUUGAGAUUCCCAAGUUCGGGUAGAGAGUUCUGAGGUCACAGAAAGUGUAAUGGCAUCAUUCCAUGUCAGACUAAGAUGCUGAUAAGUGUCUAGAUUGGUCUGUAGCGUUUGUUCACAGCAUUUGGUUUAUUUAAUUUGAAGUUUCUUCACUGCUAAUAAGCGUAUUAGCUUGGAAAUGACAUCAUUCCUUUGGUGUACGUUUCAACAAUGUGUGCAUCAGCAUCCACCAAUGUAUGCUCGUUUUGCCUGCUCUCCUGCACUCACUGCAGACUCAACAUCUCCAUUAAUCAAAAUUUUCAUGUACAGUUGAUUCACCGUUUUUCCAGGUGUCCAGUGCAGUAAACUGCAAAAUAAGACACCCUAAUGAAGUAGUAAAUUGGGCAAUGUUAUUCUGAUGUGAUGUAUUUAUUUUUGGAUUCGAUGUGUUUGAUGUCUUCUGCUAUGUUUAACAGUGAUUCUGUUUGUGCGUGUUGUGUGCAUUCUUUUGUUUUCACAAACCUCAUCCCUUGGCGAGAUGCAGUGUUGGUAUGUUCUCUUAAGGAUAGCAAAUAAUUGUGUGUUUUGAACACAGUUCUGUGAAGUUUUAUGGUGUAUUUCUUAAGCUACAUUUCUUACCUUUUGUACAUUGAAGUGAAUAUGUUCUAUCAACAAACAGAAGAACGUAAUUAAGAUGUCUUUUUGUUGAUGACUGUGAGAAUGAAGUGUGAUGACAUCUGUGUGUCAUUGAUCUAACACUGUACAAACAGGAUUCAGAAAAACAGGAUUUACUGUAAGGCUCUGUGCACUCACAUUUCAUGUUUUUAAGUUAAAUAUUGCAGUAUUUCAACACAUGUAUUGGUUCACAUUAGCUCUUAUGGUACUAUGGUUUGUGCUUCCAAUCAUGUUUAAUAAACUGUCUAUGAGACAAUUACCUAUUUUGUAAUCAAGUUUACCUGAGACACCUUUUUCCUCUGGGGUUUGCAGAUCGAAAAACUGAACCAUUUUGUGUAUU
Doryrhamphus excisus (bluestripe pipefish) is the source of this 4144-nucleotide messenger RNA. RefSeq names its product adhesion G protein-coupled receptor D1 (gene adgrd1). Gene Ontology annotation, molecular function: G protein-coupled receptor activity. Gene Ontology annotation, cellular component: plasma membrane. Gene Ontology annotation, biological process: cell surface receptor signaling pathway; adenylate cyclase-activating G protein-coupled receptor signaling pathway. NCBI's taxonomy places the organism in Eukaryota, Metazoa, Chordata, Actinopteri, Syngnathiformes, Syngnathidae. The record is from RefSeq and is a predicted model, not a curated record.